UGAUCGUCAUCAACACUCGCCCCAGCCAGUGCCUCUCAAAACUAAAGGGAACAAAAAAAAAAAAAAAAGAAUUGGAACCACGCAACAUCCAUGACUGGAGUAGCUGGUUUUUCAACUUGUUUAAUGAGACUCCGUGGCACUGUGACUGUAGCUGUAGGUUAACGAACCAGCACAUUUAAAAGCAAAGAGUGACAACCAGCUAAAAACGAACUGCGAAUUUAGCUAACAUUAACAGAAGAAGCUAACAAUAAUAAGCCAACUUGGCGCGUUUGUGGAUGAAGGGCAUUAUUUACUUCUACCGAUGAACAAAAUGGACUGCGGUGCCACUGACGUGCCCUCUUAUGACUCUUCAGCCCUGUUAUAGACCAGCGACCUGCCCAGGUUGAAUCCCGCCUCUCGGCCAAAGUCAGCUGGGAUUGGCUCCAGCUCCCCCGUGACCCUCUCGGGAUAAGCAGUGUAGAUACAGUAAUGGAUAGAAUAAAAAAAUUUCUGAAAGGAAAGGAAAGCUUGAGCUCUGACAAUGACGUGCCUCUCUCAAAACUCCUGACAAGGCCACACGCUGCUGAAGACUCCUCAGAUGAUGAGCCACAGCUAAAUAUGAAAACAACCUCAACACCUGCAAAUAAACCUGAGAAAAAAGAAAAUGCAUCAUCCAGGUCUAAUGGCACAAAUAAGAUUGCAGAUGCUAGCUUUCACAAGGGCCCUCUGAUUAAGAUAGCCAGAGUGUCUUCCCAAGAUGUAAAGAAGCCUUNGCUGAUUUCUCCAAAAAAAUCUGUUGAUAAAAAUAAACAGGAUCCUCAGUUGCUUCGAGGAGGUCAUGGUUAUUGCAUGUUAUCACAAACUUCUGAUGACUCCUCAGAUGAUGAGCCACUGAUAAAGAGGAAAACCUCUGCACUGACUAAGACACCAGAGAAACAAGAAAAAAAAUCAUCCAGGUCUAAUGGCACAAAUAAUAGGGAUGCAGCUUUAUGUAAUCUGAACACAGAUGGUAGCUCUGACAACGAGCCUCUCAUUAAGAUUGCCAGAGUGUCUUCCAAAGCUGCAAAGAAGCCUUUGUCGGUGACUCCAAAGAAAUUUGUUGAUAAAAAUAAAAAAGAAUCACCGGAUGAUGAUAGUUCAGACGAACCUCUGAGUGAAAUUUCCAAGAAACUUCAGUCACAACAUCAGAGAAAGGCAUCUGGCAUGCCAUCCAGAAAAGCAGCCCAGGUUAUGAAAUCCAGAAGGAAUGCAGCAAGAAAAAUUGUAACAUAUGCAGAGUCUUCCAGUGAUGACUGGGAUGAUGAACCACUGGCAACAAUAAAGAUGAAGAGGACAAAGGCUACUAAGGAGCAAAAGGCUUCAGCAAACAACAAGAAAACAAAAACAAAACCUGCGGACAAAUCAUCAAAAGACUCUUCCUCAGAGAACAGUUCAGAUGAUGAUGAUGAUGUGCCCCUGGUUAACCUCAUUGCCAAGAAGAUUGAACCAGUGAAGAAAAAUGCAAAGAAGACACCUGUGUCACAACACAGUGCAUCAAAAAAGAGACGUGGACCCUCUAAUGAAAGCUCAGAUGAUGAACCCUUGAUCGGUACCAUGAAGAAGAAACGUAGAGACAAUCAAACAAAAACCAAAAAAGGGGACACAACUCUGAAAAAGCCAAAGACGACGCUCAUGUCAAGUAAAGACUCUGGUAAAGACUUAUCAAGCAGCAGUUCAAAUGAUGAGUCCUCAACCAAAGCGGCUAAACACCCACAAGUGACCAAAAUGGUGAGAAUAAUAUUAGAGAGGUGUGAUGGUGAAGACGCUUUGCCAACAGGAAGCUUGAACAAAACCAGCACAGAAACACAGAUCACUGAACAUCCAACAAAAGAUGACUCUGAGGGUUUGGAGGUAUCGUCAGAAGAGGAAUAAGCAGAUGAAGCUUUAUAAUGUGAUGGGGCGGUUCUUUACUGUAAAUUUUCAGCUUCUGGACUGGGAGGUUAGUGGCUCCAGGUUUGAAGAGCUUUCCAUGGUGUCUACAUCAAAGCACUUAAUGUUUGUGUGAAGUUCAACUUUGUGUUUUAUAGGCAUACAUGUUAAUUUAAAGUGAUAGUAUUUUUACUCCAGUUUUUAAUUUUGGGACCAAAUUGUACAGGUUCCUGAAGGAUUUUAUGAAUUCAUUUAUGUUAUUUUAAUAUUUGUGCCUAUUGUUUGUAUUUGCUGUUUCCUCUGGGUUUUACAUUUUGAGGGAAUAAUUGAACACUCGUUGAUGUAAGUUACAAUUCUGCUUUCAGAUUAAGUGUGAAGUCUACAUGCAAAAUCUGUUGUGUUGGAUUAAACUGCAUUCACUGUGAAAAUGUUUAUCA
Monopterus albus (swamp eel) is the source of this 2324-nucleotide messenger RNA. RefSeq names its product nucleolin 2-like. NCBI's taxonomy places the organism in Eukaryota, Metazoa, Chordata, Actinopteri, Synbranchiformes, Synbranchidae. The transcript is spliced from 15 exons. The record is from RefSeq and is a predicted model, not a curated record. The coding region runs from base 469 to 1890 and encodes 473 amino acids.